UUUGAAAGUGAUGCGCGUAUGGAAGCAGAGGAUGGAUAGACUUUGAGUCUGAAUGUUUGUGUAAAUGUUUUAUUAGGUCAUCUCGGCCUAAAUAUUAUUAUUUUUGUAUAUAGUAAACGCUCAGUUACCUAGUAAAAAAUGGAGCAAGGACUAGAGAUGUCAGCAAUGAUUCCUGCAUUGCAAGAACUAGCCAGUGCUAGUUCGGUUGAGUACAACCAAGCUGUACAGAAACCUCGUCAGAUACUGUGUCAGUUCAUUGACAAGAUACUGACAGAUGUUGAUGUCGUUGCUCUGGAGUUAUGUAAGAAGACCAGUUCUGAGCCAGCGUGUGUGAUGCUGCUGGAUUUUGUGCAGCAUAUUAUUAAAUCCUCUUCAUUAAUAUUCAUAAACCCAGCAUGUCUUUCAGAUCACUUCAAAAACUCAGAGAAUAGCUGCUCUGAUUUUAGUAAAUGGACCAUCAACCGCCUCUUGCGAAUUGCUGCUUGCCCAGAAUGUGAAGAUCUUCACGUGAAGAUCUCGUCAGUCAUCUGUUCCUUGCUUCAUCUUUUCAGAGCCAAGGGUCCAGUCCUAUUUGGCCUUUUUUCCACAGAGCUAAUAUGUUUAAUGCCAGAUCUAGUGCAUAUGAAUCUCAUGGUCAGACCAUCACCACAGUAGCCAGUGGUGCUGGAACGCUUCUCCAUCAGGUCUGGAGAUUCUGCCGUUUACCUGACCCCCACCAUCCUUAAUCUGUCCUCAUAUGCCUCAGCUCAGGCGUUGUUAGUAACUUCAUUAACGGUGCUGACAGAUAUUUUGCAAGGCCUUUUCUUCCCAAGAGAAGUGGCCAUCAUAUGGGACUCUACUUGCCUUAUAAUGUCUCAUGGGAACCCAAGACUCAAGGCAGCAUCCAUGGUGCUUUUAACUCGCAUUGUGACUCUGGGAGGUUUCCCUGAAGACCAUUCACAUCCAUUUUUCUCUGCUUAUUUGCAUCUCCUGGACUCCUUGCCUACUUUUGAGGAGUCAGAGCUCGGUGUCUUUGGCAAGGAAUUCCAGAAGCUCUCCCAAUGUGUUUUCUAUCCUGAGGAAGGCACUCACGGCAGGUUUGAGAGAGUUCAUGUAAAUAUGCUGAUGGAGAGGCUUGAGAAACUGGUGGUUGGUGGGGCACUGGAGCUUUUGAAGGUAAUGGAGGUGAAAGCUACGCUUUGUGAAGUCUUCUGCUUUGUCCUUGAGUUUGUUCCUCUCGGAUACGAGUGUGCAGUGCAGAUCCGGAAGGAGAGAGUCUCAGCCAUUUGCAAAGCUCUGAUUAAGACCAUUGGAACCCAGGACCAGCAGGAGGUAAAGGCAAAGCGUGGAAGGCUACCUGUACGCAGCCCUCAAGACAGAAGCCAUUGCUACAGUGCAGGAUAUACAGGCUGGUGUUUCACAUUCCUUCAGUCUCUCCUCUUACCAUGUGUAUUCAUCUUGUCCACAAUUAGACAGGUGGACAUGAAGAGCAGAAGUGAGGUGUGGGCAGCUGUAGACAGCCGACUGGAUGAGCUACUGACCCAGAUGAGGGACCACAGAGCGAGCCAGUGCGUGAGCACCGUGCAGGGACUGGUGCUCAUCUUCCAUCUGGCUGCACUUUGCUCAAAACACGGACUACAGAGUGGCAGAGGAGAGAAGACAUCAGAGACCUCAGAUGCAGCGCAGCUCAUUUGGUUAAAGCCUCAGAUUUUGGCUGAGGUAGUCGAGAGCUGCCGCACCGUGAUGGCAAACACCUCUAAUGAUGAAGAUCUAAAGCCUCUGGUGGAGGAUCCAGGCUUCCCCUUUCUGCUGCACCACCUAGGAGUCAAAUCCUACAGCCUCAUCCACGAGGUCCUUCUGAACAGACUCCAGGACAGCUCAACACAAGUGAAGACGGAGCUGGCUGGUAUUACGGGGCAAUAAUAUGAGAGCUCGCAACUGCAGGUCCCUCAGGAGACGAUGCCAUCCCAUGAGCUGCUCUGUGCUGGUCUCAGCAUUUCAGACUCCCACCCCAGCCAGACCUCCUCCAUCGGAGCCUCCAUCCUCACCCAAUUCCUUCUGCUGCUCAAACCUGUGGAGGACAAGAAGGUCAAGCAAGCUUUCAUCAGGAAUAUACGGCACUUGUUUAAGCAUGUGGAUCUGGGUAACUGUGACCCUGACACAAAAUCUCUGGUUAGCGCAUUAGUCAACCUCAUUGAAGACCCUGACCAGGAAGUCCGCAUAAAGUUCGGCCAAAAUAUCAAGAAUCUUCUGGAGUUUUGGAAUGGAAAUGGCUUCCUGAAGGAGCUUCUUGUGUCCAGGCUAAAAGAAGCUUAUACAAGUGCAAAGACCUCCCGAAACAAUGAACUCAAAAACACACUCAUAUUAACCACUGGAGAAAUUGGGAGAGCUUCUGAAGGGAACCUGGUGUCUUUUGCUCUGCUUCGUCUUCUGCACUGCCUGCUGUCCAAGUCUAAUCCUGUAUCGGUAGCAGCCUACACAGAGAUCCAGGCUUUGGCCACCUGUAGAGACCUAAAACUGCAGUCCUUCUUCAAUCAGUACAGGAACCCAAUAUACCAGUUCUUGGUGGAGUCUUUGCAUUCACGACAUGUGACGGCUCUGCGCUGCACACCAGAUCAGAGCAGCGAGGCUCUGCAGGAGGAAGCGGCUCAUCAGAGAGAGCUGGCACUGGACAUUCUGUCUCAUGUGGCACAUGUCUUUGAUUUUCCUGACCUUAAUCGUUUUCUCAAUCGGACACUACAGGUCCUUCUUCCCUUUUUGGCAGCCAAGGCCAGUCCUACAGCUUCUGCCCUGAUCCGCACUAUUGCCAAGCAACUGAAUGUCAACCGCAGAGAAAUGCUCAUCAAUAACUUCAAAUAUAUAUUCUCCCAUCUUGUGUGUUCCUGUACCAAGGAGGAGCUGGAGAGAGCCUUUCACUACCUUAAGAAUGAAACCGAAAUUGAAUUGGGCAGUCUGCUGAGACAGGAUUUCCAGGGUCUUCAUAAUGAGCUGCUCUUGCGUCUAGGAGAACACUACCAGCAGGUCUUUAAUGGACUUGCUAUUUUAGCUUCUUUCACCUCCAGUGACGACCCCUACCAGGGCCCAAGAGAAAUCACCACCCCAGGACGCAUGGCAGAUUAUCUGCAGCCCAAGCUCCUGGGCAUUCUGGCUUUCUUCAACAUGCAGCUAUUGAGCUCUAGUGCUGGAGAGAAAGAGAAAAAGAAAAUGGCUCUGAACAGUUUAAUGGCCCUGAUGAAGCUAAUGGGUCCAAAGCACAUCAGCUCAGUCCGAGUGAAGAUGAUGACAACACUCAGAACUGGCCUGAGGUACAAGGACGACUUCCCAGAGCUCUGCUGCAGGACGUGGGACUGUUUCGUGUGCUGUCUUGACCCGUCUUAUCUGGGUCCGCUUCUGAGUCAUGUAAUCGUUGCUCUAUUACCUCUCAUCUCCAUCCAACCUAAAGAGACGGCAGUGAUCAUGCACUACCUCAUAGUGGAGAACAGGGAGGAAGUGCAAGACUUUCUUCAUGAAAUCUACUUCCUCCCUGACCACCCAAAACUGAAAAACAUUCACAAGGUCCUUCAAGAUUACCGUAAGCAAACCUCAAAGAGCACUGACAUGCAGGCAGCGCUGCAGCUCUCCAUGCGGGCCAUCCAGCAUGAGAAUGUGGACGUACGCGUCCAUGCACUCACCAGCCUGAAGGAAAUGAUAUACAAGAACCAGGAUGCUCUGUUAAAGCAUGUCUUGGACAGUGAGAUGGUUGAGCCAGUGAUCUCUCAGUUAGUGACAGUGUUGCUCCGGGGCUGCCAGGACGUCAAUCCUGAAACCAGGCUUUUGUGUGGGGAAUGCCUGGGGGAGUUGGGAGCCAUUGAUCCCGGUCGACUUGAUUUGUCACCCGCUGACACUCAGGGAGCUGGCUCAACAUUUGUGAGUGGGAUUGACGAUCCAAACUUUGCCUAUGAACUACUGACAGAGCUGACCAGAGCCUUUCUAGCCUAUGCAGAUGAUGUGAGAGCUCAAGAUGCUGUGGCUUACGCCAUGCAGGAGCUGCUGUCAUUAUUUGAAUGUCGGGAGGGCAGGCCAGGUCGCCGUCUAUGGAGAAGAUUCCCAGAGCAGGUUCAGGAAAUCCUGGAGCCGCAUCUCAAUACCAGGUAUAAGAGCUCUCAGAAGGUGGUGAACUGGUCUAAGUUGAAAAAGCCUAUAUAUCUUACCAGCCGUGGAAGCAAAUUCUCUGACUGGUCUGCAACAUGGGCAGGAUAUCUCAUCAGUAAAGUUAGACAUGAACUUGCUGGCAAAGUGUUCAACUGCUGUAGCUAUAUCAUAAAGCAUGAUUACAAAGUGACCAUCUAUCUGCUGCCCCAUAUUUUGGUCUAUGUGCUGAUUGGAUGCACUCAGGAGGAGCAGCGAGAGGUGAAUGAAGAGAUGAUGGCAGUCCUAAAGGAGGGUGACCCGCGGUUAAUGCGACUGCAGGAGAACGCCUCCAGUCUGAGUCAGCUCAGCACACAAACCGUCUUCUCCAUGCUGGACCACCUCACUCAGUGGUCCCGCCACAAGCUGGAGAGUCUGAGUACCAACAAGAGGCCAGGCAAACAUGCCAGAGAGCAGCUGCAGCCACAGGUCACUUGCCCAGAGAGCAGUGAGUAUCAAAGUGUAGUGGCCUUUCUAAACAGCAUUCCUCAGGAUGUGCUGGCCAAGGCAUCCUUCCGCUCCAGAGCCUACACACAUGCUGUCAUGCACUUUGAGUCUUUUAUCCGUGAGAAGAAGCAGAACAUUCAGCACCAUCUUUCAUUCCUCCAGACUAUGUAUGCGGCCAUGCACGAGCCAGAUGGCGUGAGGGAUGUGAAUACUCUGAGGAAAGAGGAGCCAUCAUUGAGAGAGCAGAUCCUGGAGCAUGAGAGCAUUGGAGUACUGCGUGAAUCCACUGCCUGCUAUGACAGAGCCAUCCAACUUGAGCCAGACCAGAUUGUCCAUUAUCAUGGUGUUAUGAACUCUAUGUUGGGUCUUGGCCAACCCUCUACAGUAAUAACCCAGGUCAAUGGAGUUCUGGCCAGCAGGCCACGAUGGAAGUCCGAUCUGAAUGCGUACCGGGUCGAGGCAGCAUGGAUGCUGUCAAAGUGGGACUUAGUUGAGGACUAUCUUGCCUCUGAUUGUAAGUCCAGCACAUGGGGUGUCAGACUUGGCCAAAUGUUGCUGGCUGCCAAGAAGCAAGAUUCCGAGGCAUUCUAUGAAAUUAAAAUAGCCAGGAAAGAACAAGUCGUCCCUUUAUCAGCAGCCAGUUUUGAGUGUGGCACCUAUCAGAGAGGAUACUCGUACAUUGUCAGGCUGCACAUGCUGUGUGAGUUGGAGCAUGCCUUCACUGAGCUGCAGAAGGAAAGCACAGAAAAAAAGCCUGAGCCCAAACUCAACUGGGACGCCCGCCAACUUAUGGCCCAAAACUCAUUCAGAGCCAAGGAACCCAUCCUGGCCCUGCGGAGAGCUCUUCUCAAUCUCAGCAAGGGUUCUUCAUGUGAGGAGCAGGUUGGUGAGUGCUGGCUGCAGAGCGCUCGUGUGGCCAGAAGAGCUGGUCAUCACCAAACAGCUUUCAACGCCCUGCUCAAUGCUGAAAACUCCCACCUCUCUGAGCUCUUCAUCGAGAAAGCCAAAUGGCUCUGGUCUAAGGGUGAUGUGCAUCAGGCUCUGAUAGUCCUGCAGAAAGGUGUGCAGCAGUGUUUUCCUGAUGACCAACCACUCGCGGACCCAAAGAAAAUCCAGAUAAAAGGGAAUGCCAUGCUGCUGGUGGGCAGAUGCAUGGAAGAUACGGCCAACUUUGAAAGCAAUGCUAUAAUGAAAACUUAUAAGGAUGUCACACAUCUGUUACCAGAAUGGGAGGAUGGUAACUUCUACCUGGCCAAAUACUAUGACAAGGUGAUGCCCAUGGUCACUGACAACAAACUGGAAAGACAGGGCAACCUCAUCCGUUAUAUCGUCACAUAUUUUGGAAAAGCCCCGCAGUUUGGCAAUCAGUACAUCUAUUAAGCCAUGCCGAGAAUGCUAACCUUAUGGCUAGACUUUGGAGCCAAAGUUUAUGAGUUUGAAAAAGCUGGCCGCUCUGACCGAGCCCAAAUGCGUGCUGAGCUCACUAAGAUCAAUUCUGUCAUCAGCGAACACACCAGCAACCUCUCGCCCUACCAGUUCCUCACAGCCUUCUCACAGCUCAUCUCCCGAAUCUGCCACUCCAAUAACGAGGUCUUUGCUGUGCUCAUGGAGAUUGUGGCCAAAGUUUUCUUGGCUUACCCUCAACAAGCUAUGUGGAUGAUGACGGCUGUGUCAAAGUCCUCCUAUUCAACUCGAAUGAACAGAUGUAAGGAGAUCCAGAAGAAGGCUGUCAGUUUGAAUGAGUCAUUUGGGAAAUUUAUAGGAGAUGCCAACAGACUGACUGACAAGCUGGUGGAGCUCGGCAAUAAACCAGUGGAUGGGAACAGCAGCACCCUCAGCAUGAGUGUACACUUCAAAAUGCUGAAGAAACUGGUGGAAGAGCCCACCUUCAGUCAGAUCCUCAUCCCCCUGCAGUCUGUCCUUAUACCCACCCUACCUUCCACUGGAGGAGCCAACCCCAAACACGAUGCCUUUCCAGGACACUGGGUCUACCUCGCUGGCUUCGAUGACACAGUAGAGAUCUUGGCAUCCUUGCAGAAGCCAAAAAAGAUCUCGCUCAAGGGCUCUGAUGGAAAGUUCUACACCAUGAUGUGCAAACCUAAAGAUGACCUGAGGAAAGAUUGCCGCCUGAUGGAGUUCAACUGUCUCAUUAAUAAGUCUUUGAGGAAAGAUGCAGAGUCUAGACGGAGGGAUUUGCACAUUCGGACAUACGCGGUCAUCCCUCUGAAUGAAGAGUGUGGCAUAAUAGAGUGGGUCAACAACAUGGCGGGGUUACACCACAUCCUCACGAAGCUGUAUAAAGAGAAAGGGAUCUAUGUCAGUGGGACAGAGCUGCGAAAGCUGAUUUUGCCAAAAACAGCAUCUUUUCAGGAGAAGCUGAAACUGCACAAAGAUGUGCUGUGUGCCAGACACCCACCAGUUUUUCACGAGUGGUUCCUACGGACGUUUCCUGAUCCCACCUCUUGGUACAACAGCAGGUCUGCUUACUGUCGCUCUACUGCGGUCAUGUCUAUGGUGGGCUAUAUUCUUGGCCUUGGCGAUUGCCAUGGAGAGAACAUUUUGUUUGACUCCCUAACUGGCGAGUGUGUCCAUGUGGACUUCAACUGCCUCUUUAACAAGGGAGAGACAUUUGAUGUUCCUGAGGUGGUUCCCUUCCGGCUCACUCAGAACAUGGUUCAUGCGAUGGGGCCGAUGGGCACAGAGGGCUUCUUCAGACAGGCCUGUGAAGUCACACUCAGACUCAUGAGGGACCAGAGAGAGCCACUCAUGAGUGUUUUAAAAACAUUCCUGCAUGAUCCUUUGGUAGAGUGGAGUAAACCUGUCAAGGGUUCCUCUAAGACACAAGUCAAUGAAUCUGGAGAGAUCCUCAAUGAGAAGGCUAAAACUCAUGUUCUGGACAUAGAGCAGCGUCUUCAGGGAGUGAUCAAGAACAGGAAUAAAGUGAUGGGCCUGCCUCUGUCCAUUGAGGGCCAUGUACACUACCUCAUUCAGGAAGCCACGGAUGAUAACCUCCUGUGCCUCAUGUACCUUGGAUGGGGUCCUUAUCUGUGAUCGACAUUUGCACUUCAGAGUUGGAGAGCAUAAU
Sinocyclocheilus anshuiensis is the source of this 7678-nucleotide messenger RNA. Its product is annotated as serine/threonine-protein kinase ATR-like. Lineage: Eukaryota; Metazoa; Chordata; Actinopteri; Cypriniformes; Cyprinidae. Gene Ontology annotation, molecular function: protein serine/threonine kinase activity; protein binding. Gene Ontology annotation, cellular component: nucleus; chromosome. The record is from RefSeq and is a predicted model, not a curated record. Gene Ontology annotation, biological process: telomere maintenance; DNA repair; DNA damage checkpoint signaling.